GAGCUUCACAGCGUUCGGUGUAGCUAUUGUGGCUUAUUUCAGCCUGUUGUAACCGAUAUAUUAGUCAUUUAGACGUGAUUAGAAAUGCUGUUAAAUGUUACUGGUAGAUGCUCGCGCUUUAUGUUAAAAAUAGGCAACUUGUGGAGCUAAGUCACGCGUUGACGUUAAACGUUCUCAGCGAAACUUUUGCAGAGUUGCAAAAAAGAAAACAAAAUUGCCAAAAUGGAGAGUCACGAGCGGGCAGCGGCAGUGGGCGACGGCGUGCUGGACUUCUCACGCUUGGGUUUGAACACUCUGAGCGUUGACAGUAUCACCGACAGGAGGAAAAGAGACACCAAACAACUCUACCUGAACUACAACCGACUGGGCUCGCUGCCGUCGUCGAUCACUCUGUUCUUCAACCUCGAGUUUCUGGACAUUAGCAACAACGGACUUUCGUUCAUCUGUGAGGACAUUAUGCGUCUGACCAAGCUGAAAACACUUAUAGCCAAGAACAACCGCCUGGACGAGUUCUCGCUGCCCAAGGAGUUCGGCUCUCUGCAGCUGGAGGUGCUGAACUUUAGCGGUAACCGAUUCGAGGAGAUCCCGCUUCAGUGUACCAAACUGCUGCGCUUGCAGUCGCUUUCACUCGGAGGAAACAGAUUGAAAAGUAUACCUGCAGAGAUAGAAAACUUAACCAGUUUGGAGAUGUUGUACCUGGGCGGAAACCUUAUUUCAGCCAUUCCUCCUGAAGUAGCGAAUCUGCCCUACCUCACCUACUUGGUCCUGUGUGACAACCGCAUCCAAAGUGUCCCACCGCAGCUCACCAGGCUCCACUCUCUGCGAUCUUUAAGCCUCCACAACAACUUGCUCACUUACCUGCCGAGAGAGAUCCUGAGCCUGGUGCACCUGCAGGAGCUCAGUCUUAGAGGCAACCCGCUGGUUGUGCGCUUUGUCAAGGAGAUGACCUACGAUCCACCCUCGUUGCUAGAGCUGGCAGGGCGCACCAUUAAGAGUCGAAAUCUUCUGUACUCCCCUUUUGACCUGCCUGCAAACCUGGUGCGUUAUCUGGACCUGGCCAGCAAGUGUCCCAACCCCAAGUGUGCCGGUGUGUACUUUGAUUCGUGCGUGCGCCAGAUCAAAUUUGUAGACUUCUGUGGAAAGUACCGGCUACCCCUCAUGCACUACCUGUGCUCCCCUGAGUGCACCUCUCCCUGUAGCUCCAACCCGCAGAGCGACGCCGAGUCUGAGGAAGAGAACAGCGUGCCUGCUGACCGCCUUCAGAGAGUGCUUCUGGGAUAGUACGACCAAGAGGAACAUCUGAUCCUCUGUCCAGACAAAUCCUUGACAGUUUGCCAUUGUUUUUAUAACACUAACAAGGACCCUGAUUAAGACUUUAUCGGACAUAUUAGUGCGCAUACACUUUUUCUUCCCCCUUCAGCCACUGAAACGCACAAAAAAAGUGAGACAACUUACCUUUGCUUUGAACUAAUGUGAAAUCUAUUCUAUAAAUGUUUUGGGUUUUUUUUUUUUUUUUUUUUAAAUCUUUUUUCUUUUUUUGUUUCAUGAAGUGUUGUCUGUUUUGUCUCACCAUACAUCAGUCUAUCUAGAGCAAAUGAAGGAAGGUCCAUCCACGCCUGCUUGCCUCAUGGUUGAGCACAGGAGGGCAGUAAAACUCUGGUUUGACUGAAGGAGUGAAAGGAUUCUUUUUGUUUUCAGGGCAACAUGUUUAGUUGUAAUUACAACAUUUCAUUCUUUGCAGAUGCUACAGUGUAUUAGUCUGCAUUUUCACUUUGAGUUUGAGCUCUUUGUCAGCCAUCAUCUAGCUUUAUUUGACUAUCAAGCCUGAUGUGCCAACCAAGAAAAAGUCAGUGUUUUUUUUAUAGUAUGUGAGCAGGAACUUUGAGCAUUGUUUCAAACUGCGGUACUAUAAAUAUUUUUUGUGGUUUGAGAUGGCCUUAUGCACACUUUGCUGUGGCCAGUCCCACACAAUACUAAAGGACCAGUAUGUAGGAUUUUGAUGGGGAGGGUUCACUUUCAGUCAUGUGAUCAACCCUGGAGGACCAAAAGAAAAUUAAACAUUGCUGGCCAAAGCUAGAUAUGCCACAUAACUGAGAAAAAGUGCACGCCUGUCAAUUUUCCAGCUCUUUCAAACCACAUGUUUAGAUCACCUAAAUAUGAAAAGCAAAGAUUUGUGAACCAUAAGUUAGAUAUGUGGCUGUCUAGUCAGCAUACUCAAUGACAAGGGAGAAAUAAACUCUGGUCAAGUUAAACCAUUGUGUGUCAUUUCAAAUAAAUCAUCGCUGACAACCUGGGUAUCUGUGAAGGAGAUGACUGAGGACCGAACUUUAAGAUAAGCUGUUGAACAUGUCUACUUGUUGCCUGUGAAGUCUGAGUCCUCACAGAUGGAAAGUAACUGUUAACUAUGCCAAUAGAAUAUGUCUUUGCUUUUGAAAGACUGGGGUGUGUCAUAGACAAUGGUUCACAUAGAGUCCUGCACUCUGCGCUUUGUUAGCAGUUGUGAAACAGUUGAGUGUCUGAUUAUGGGUUGUAAUGGCUGUGCAGCAUUUUGGCUAAACACAAACCAGAUGAACAAAACCUGGUUUUGGCUUUCAAUACAGGAGCGGGUCCUCGUCCACCAAGCUCCAGUGUUUCUACUUUAGCCCAGAAGAGAUGAGCCAAACAUUGACCCUACAGAGGACCUUUCAUUAGCAGCCACUCCAGGUUCCUCAGAGGUGUUGACUUGGUUGUCAUGUUGCUAGAUCCCACUUAAUCCUGCAUACUGCCUUCAGAAUAGCAAGGUGGCGAUCUUUUAUCAGUGCUUUUGUCUCAACUGCACGCCACCUUUGGGGGGGAAAAAAAAGCUGCGAUGGCUUAGUAGUUUUAAAUUAACUCAAAGUAGUGGUUAUGUGGAAGAAUGCUUAUCCAGGCUGACUCACAGGAAGUGGAUGUGGGUUGGGCCAGGGAAAACCAUUCACUGUGUUCGCACAAAAACAAUAGCUAUUGAGCGCAACUCAGUGGCAGCCUUUGUGUUUAUGUUCAGGGCUGUUAGUUUUCUGUGGGCAUAAACAUAUGAAGAUGUAUCUGAAUAAAACCCACAGUCAGUGAUAUAUGUAUGGUUACAUAUCUGCUGCAACUUUCUGCUUGUGUGGAAAGCUGGGUCAUUUUAUAAUGUCCCAGACAGUUUGUGUCCAUUAGUCAGGAGAAGAAAUCCAAUUUUGGCUUCACAUUAGACCUUAAUGUUAAGAAAACAGAAGAACGUUCUUCUAUGUUACAGAAGCUACAGUAGUUACAAUUCCUAAGUGCCUUACUAAUGGAGACUUCUAACAGCGAAGCAAGUAUGUAGGAACGUAUGAAGAAACUGAUAUAUGCACCCUGAAAUGUGAAUAAUUUAGCUUUAUAAAAGUCACUUUUUUCUGAUUUCCAUACUCAUCUGUUUAACAGCAAAUAUACAAAAUAGCCCUUUAAAACAAAAUGGAUUUAUAUAAAUGUAUAAAUCCAUUUAAAAAAAAUGUUAAAGUGCUACAUUUGUAACAAGCUUUGGAAUAGACAAUGCUUAAAAAUGUAUAAAAUGGUACGUGCUUUAACCCCAGAUAUUGUAAGUAGAUGUACAGUAAAUAAUGACAUUA
Pelmatolapia mariae (spotted tilapia) is the source of this 3608-nucleotide messenger RNA. It is a transcript of the gene lrrc58b, whose product is annotated as leucine rich repeat containing 58b. Gene Ontology annotation, biological process: signal transduction. Gene Ontology annotation, molecular function: protein binding. The record is from RefSeq and is a predicted model, not a curated record. The transcript is spliced from 4 exons. The coding region runs from base 223 to 1281 and encodes 352 amino acids. NCBI's taxonomy places the organism in Eukaryota, Metazoa, Chordata, Actinopteri, Cichliformes, Cichlidae.